AUGUCUGACAACGGAGAAAUCGAGGUCGAGAACCCUACCGGUAUCAACAUCCUGCCCAAGGAUGUCGCCGAGGAGCAGGGCAGCUGGUCCUACGAGGAGGUCGAAGUCCGCGACAUCUCAUUGACCGACUACAUCCAGAUCCGCUCUCCCGUCUACAUCUCACACUCGGCCGGCCGAUAUGCCGUCAAGCGAUUCAGGAAGGCCCAGUGCCCCAUCAUUGAGCGCCUCACCAACUCGCUCAUGAUGAACGGCCGCAACAACGGAAAGAAGCUCAUGGCUGUCCGCAUUGUUGCCCACGCUUUCGAGAUUAUCCACAUCAUGACCGACCAGAACCCCAUCCAGGUCGCCGUCGACGCCAUUGUCAACUGCGGUCCCCGUGAAGACUCCACACGUAUCGGUUCGGCCGGUACCGUCCGUCGCCAGGCUGUCGAUGUGUCUCCCCUCCGCCGUGUCAACCAGGGUAUCUCGCUCCUCACCAUUGGUGCCCGCGAGGCCUCUUUCCGCAACGUCAAGAGCAUUGCCGAGUGCCUUGCUGAGGAGCUGAUCAACGCUGCCAAGGGAAGCAGCAACUCGUACGCCAUCAAGAAGAAGGAUGAGCUCGAGCGUGUCGCCAAGUCCAACCGAUAA
Molecule: messenger RNA, 627 nt
Organism: Exserohilum turcica Et28A
Lineage: Eukaryota; Fungi; Ascomycota; Dothideomycetes; Pleosporales; Pleosporaceae
Exons: 4
Coding region: 1-627 (208 amino acids)
Biological process (GO): translation; ribosomal small subunit assembly
Cellular component (GO): ribosome; cytosolic small ribosomal subunit
Molecular function (GO): structural constituent of ribosome; rRNA binding; mRNA binding
Source: RefSeq, a predicted model, not a curated record